AUGGCUCUUUAUUUUCUUUAUCCCUCCGUGGCCGCCGUCGCUCUGUUUAUUGUGGGUGUAAUUAUUGUCAUGCUGCGGUACGGGCCCCGUUUGUGCGGAUUGCGCCAUCACGCACUUCCUGACGACGACGAAUUGCGGGGAAAGACGUACGAGCAUGAGAUAAGCUAUGCCUAAUCUUUUUUGGGGUGUCUCAGAAAUACCUUUCAAGCUAAAAUUUUUCCCUUUCAGUAAAUAUUUUCUAACCGAAGGGUAAUUCUUCCCAAAAAUAAUCUUGGAAUUUUGGGACACCCCUGUUUAUAUUUUUUAUACAUAUUUCACGUGCCGGCAAUGUUAUGAAUUGCAUCUUAUAUAUCUCCCCUGAAAACUAAUCAAUCCUAGCUGCUAUAAGACCCCACUAACAUUUCUGCACCCAACAAACAUAUCAAUUUUGCAUGCAGUACAAAUAGCUUCAUUAGCAACUAGUUUUGUUUGAACCGUUUCCAUUCCAUUAAUCACAAUCAGACAAAUGUGCCUUCAAUGUAGAGACUCUUAAGAAAAGUAUACCGUCCAAGUGUCUUAGUUCCCUAAGAUCGAACUGUAUUAAAAAUUAAUCGCUAUUUACCCUUUUUGGGUAGUCUAAAGAUGCUGCAUUUAAUAUUGUUCAAUAUUCUAAUUUUAUAAAACAUGUGUCUUGUAUGUACAACAGUUAAUGCAAACUUUAUAUAUUUGUAUUUGUCCAUUUAGUGUUCUAAUAUUGAAUUCUGAAAUUGCAUUAAAUAAAUCUACGGCCCCGAAAAA
Molecule: messenger RNA, 777 nt
Organism: Drosophila eugracilis
Lineage: Eukaryota; Metazoa; Arthropoda; Insecta; Diptera; Drosophilidae
Gene: wrm2
Exons: 1
Coding region: 1-174 (57 amino acids)
Source: RefSeq, a predicted model, not a curated record